Chlorella variabilis is the source of this 873-nucleotide messenger RNA. RefSeq lists its product as hypothetical. The coding region runs from base 1 to 873 and encodes 290 amino acids. NCBI's taxonomy places the organism in Eukaryota, Viridiplantae, Chlorophyta, Trebouxiophyceae, Chlorellales, Chlorellaceae. The record is from RefSeq and is a predicted model, not a curated record. The transcript has 8 exons.
AUGCGGCUUGACAUCGUGCUGGUUGCCGGCCUGGCGCUGCUGGUCAGCGCAUCAGCGGCCUCGACACCCUGCAGCUAUGUCAUCAGUGCCAACGACACGCUGUUCGAUGUUGGGAAGAGGUACAAUCUGACGCUCGCAGAGGUGACAGCGGCCAAUCCGCAGCUGUCGGACGUCAACAUCCUGCAGCUGGGCACCGUCAUCGCGCUUCCCUGCGGAAACGCAACGGCCACCAGCGGCGAGUCUGUGCUCGACCUGCUGGCGCACCGCGCCGACAUGACCACCCUGUUCCGGGCCGUGGUGGCGGCGGGCUUUGCUGACACGCUGGCCGACGAGAGCCUGGUGGCCACCGUGUUUGCGCCCAACAACACCGCCUUUGAGAACCUGCUGGCCAAGGUGCUGACCAACCAGACUGCCGAGGAGCUGCUGGCGGACAAGGCGGCGCUGGCUGAGCUGCUGUCGUACCACGUGGUGCCGGAGGAGGCGUUGGAGGCCGCCCAGCUGACCAACGGCAGGAACCUGACCACGCUGCUGGAGGAGGAGUUUGUGGAGGUGUUCAAGCCCGCCAACACCACGCGCCUGGCCACCAGCUCCGGCCAGAAGGUGCGGGUGGUGGCCACCGACCUCGAGGCGGGCAAGGCCGUCGUGCACAUCACCAAGGGGGUGCUGCUGCCGGCCAGCUUUGGCGUGGAGCUGCCUAGCCCCGAGGCGGGGUGCAUCCACGUGGUGAAGGAGGGCGACAUCCUGUUCGACCUGGCCGCGCAGUACGACACCACCGUGGACUCGCUGCUGGACCUCAACCCGCAGCUGCAGGCCAACCCCACGCUGCUGCCCCUGGGCACCGAGCUGAUCCUGUACCCAGAGUGCGAGCUGUGA